Brugia pahangi is the source of this 1557-nucleotide messenger RNA. The record is from the annotation of a GenBank genome assembly. NCBI's taxonomy places the organism in Eukaryota, Metazoa, Nematoda, Chromadorea, Rhabditida, Onchocercidae.
AUGAGUGAAAUUCUUGAUUUAGCGAAAUUACUAGGUCGGAUAACAAUUGUCGAUAAAGUGAACCGGAUAGCGGAUCUAGUUAAACGAGACUGCGUUUCAAUUUUACUAGAAUUCGGAAUCGAUUGGCCAGAACCGUUGAAUUGCAGUCGAUUUCCGGAAGCACCGAAUUUGUGCAUGAAACCGACCAACGACCAGAAUAGUUAUUUAGGACCAGAACAGUUUGAUACAGAUCAUCGAGAGUCAGUGACAAGUUUGGAAGGACGGAUAUUUUCUAAAACGAUGAUAUCCUGUCCGCAUGAUCUGGUUAAUCUGGAUCCGACUGAUCGUCGUGGUUUAUGUGUUUUUCAAUGUAAUCGGGAAGGGAUGUUUGAUGUUUCCAAGAAAGAAUUUGCUCGAUUUUGGAUGCUUUUAUGGGCUUCCAUUAAUCUUGGUGUUACCGCUUUCACUGUUCUUACAUUUAUAAUUGAUCGGCAACGUUUUCGUUUUCCUGAAAGGUCAAUAUUCUAUUUAUCAGCUUGUUAUAUGCUUUUUUCAUUACCUCCGUUAAGUCGAGCAGUUUUCCCAUAUGAAAGAAUUGUUUGCGAUAAAUUACCAACCGGCCAAACGUUCCUUAUCGCUGGAACAUUGGAUAAUACGUCAUGUGUUAUGUCAUUUAUACUUACCUAUUAUUUCUCCGUUGCUAGCAGUUUAUGGUGGCUUAUGCUUACUUUUACAUGGUACCUCUCAGCUGCUCGUAAAUGGGUUCCAGAAGGGAUUGAUGCAUGGAGCAGUUAUCUUCACUUGGUUGCUUGGGCAUUACCAGCUAUUUUAACUAUCGCAGUACUUACUACCCAUAAGGUGGAUGCAAACGAAUUAACAGGCCUAUGUUCAGUCGGUAAUGUUGAUCCAUGGGCUUUAUUUGGUUUUAUUAUUGUACCAAAAUUGAUUUUUGUUGUAGUUGGAAGUUGUUUGAUUGUUGCUGGUUUCUCCAGUAUGUGCCGAGAACGUGAUUCCUUUAGAAGACGAGGAACGGAUACAUCAAAACUGGAGAAGCUAAUGGUGAAAAUGGGUAUCUUCAGUGCGCUUUAUGUAAUUCCAGCAAUAACAAUAAUUAUCUGCGACAGCUACCAUAUGUUCAUACUAAUGAAAUGGCAUCCAACAACUAUUGCUUGUAAACUACAUGGUGGAAUCGAAAAAGGUCAUUGUAAAAGGCCUCCAUUACCACAGGUUGAAUUGUAUUUUUUGAAUAUAUUUAUGUCACUAGUGAUUGGCAUUUCAACAGGAAUGUGGACUGUUUCGUCGAAAACAUUUCAUUCCUGGCAACGAGCUAUCUGUUGCGGUCUAUGCUCUACAGCACCUGCAAAAUACAGUUCCGGUUGCGGAGUGACUAAUUCCGCGACGCUUGCUCCAGUAGGUGCUAAUCGACCACUCAUUCCACUAGCAAAUCCACCGCCCGCUCCACCACAGCAUCAUCAUUACAUGCCAAUGACUGUAUCCUCUUUACCACCGAGCCAUAUUACUGCGGCCCAAAAUGUUACUUCCGCUGUUGUUGCCUGGAAGCAAUCGAAAAUUAUGUAA